AUGCCACUUUUUGGCUGGAUGAAGUGGCCAAAAAAUGACUCCUGCAAACCUACACAUUGUCCUGGCUCAGACGUGGUGACCAAGACGCUGCUUCGUGAAUUAAAAUGGCAUCUUAAAGAGCGAGAGAGAUUAAUACAAGAGAUUGAAAAUGAACAGAAAGUGAGAAAAACAGGUGUGGAUUACACCUGGCUGAGAAACUACCAGAGUCCCCAGACGACUAUCCCAGCUGCUGAACAAAGACAACUUGAAGCUCUCUGCUCCCAAGUCCAACCUUGCCAAACCGGGCCGAUUCUCAGCAGAUUUCGAGAAGUUUUGGCAGAAAAUGAUGUCUUGCCAUGGGAAAUCGUCUACAUCUUCAAGCAAGUUCUGAAAGACUUCCUCCGUAGUACCGACAAGGGAAGUCAGCGAGAGGAGCUGGAGGCAGCACGGGAUGCUAACACCUCUGCUCGUUCUGGAGGCGCAGGCCCAAGUCCCACGAGUUCAGACAGAGAUGAAAUACCCACUAUUUCCAGUUACGUAGACAGAAAUACAAAGAACACGUUCCCCACAUUCUCACACAGAAUAUGGAACCUACCAUAUUACUACCCUUCAAGUUAA
This is a messenger RNA of Orycteropus afer afer, 597 nucleotides long. RefSeq names its product RD3 like (gene RD3L). Bases 1 to 597 code for a protein of 198 amino acids. The record is from RefSeq and is a predicted model, not a curated record. The transcript is spliced from 2 exons. NCBI's taxonomy places the organism in Eukaryota, Metazoa, Chordata, Mammalia, Tubulidentata, Orycteropodidae.